Molecule: messenger RNA, 6231 nt
Organism: Aspergillus fumigatus Af293
Lineage: Eukaryota; Fungi; Ascomycota; Eurotiomycetes; Eurotiales; Aspergillaceae
Product: putative tRNA-splicing endonuclease
Biological process (GO): termination of RNA polymerase II transcription
Cellular component (GO): nuclear body
Molecular function (GO): zinc ion binding; transcription termination site sequence-specific DNA binding; helicase activity
Source: RefSeq, a predicted model, not a curated record
AUGGACUUCAUGGAUAUUGUCGGGGAGCUGCGAGCCCUUCCCGAUAACGUCCAUAUUUUGUGCCCUCGACAACACGAUGACGACCAUGGUCGAUACGAUGACCCGAACGAGAUAGAUGAUGCGGGAAAAAGCGCAGCGGAACUUGUGGCUGAGGCCAGCAGUCGGCGAGAGAAGUUCCUUUCCUGCAUGCGCAUAUUGGCAUAUAACCAGGAGGGCGUUGAGGAGCUGCAGACCUGGAUCUGGCGCAAAUUGGACGAUGCGCUCGAGAAAUGUGAUCUCUGCAUCAAACAGUACUACACGGGCAAGAUCUGGCUGAUGGAGCAGCUUAAGGAGAACUACGAUGAUGAGGAUAUUGAGAAAUUCGCCCGCAUGCUCGACGAUUGGGACGUCAAGAGGAUUACGAAGAAUUUGGCGACGGCGACAGCGAAGCUGAAAGAAGUCCCACCUCAAGAGAUCGGGCUUCAUGUGUUGGAUCGAGCAUCGCUCUUGUCAAUCUUUGAGAGUCUGAGUUGCGAGGCCAUGCUUCGCAAUGACACUCUUCUGCAGGAGCACUUCGACGAGCCAUUCCGGCUUAUUCAAACAAAACGUAGUCUUAAAGUCUCGGAUUACGUCCCUGCUGUCACCCGAUUUUUAUUUGACUCCAACCAGAGCCGAAGCUUCUGGGCUAUUCACUCCUGGAUGCGCUACUCACGGCCGCCGACCGCGCUUGAGUUCGACUGGGCGAUCAAAGAGGGGCUUCUCGACAUGUUGAAAACAGCCUCACAGCAACCGCCUCAGAUAGCUGUUAUCCAGCGACUUUGGCGUGGCAUGCAACUUGUAGUGAAGAGAUUGGAUAAGGACCAAAUUACGCAUCACCUACGGGCGCUUGAAAUAGACCCGUGCCGCCUUUCUGUGGAACAUCUUGGAAUUCAAUCUCCAGGUCUGCGUUUCCUUCUCAACACGAUUCAGAUCUUCCUCGAAAAAGCCCCGGGGGACUUCUGGGAUGCUAUGCAAACGAUUUCCCCUCAAGCAAUCAUCGAGCUCGUUUUCUAUAACCCUCAGCUAGAGGCCUUCUUGAUGCAAAUCAGCGAGGGGGAGCCUUACGAGAAGUCCGCUUUGAAGGAUAUGCUCUCUUGGGUUGAACCUUUCAUGUCGUCCUUGAAGGGCGCGCACCAACCUUCAGCCUGCAGAUCUCUUGUCUAUCAGCUCCUUGAUCGACUCCAAAACCCGCGCUUCCCGGACUUGGCUCGGUAUCAUUGUUUUUAUGUUGGACUGGCUAGUUUACUUCAAACACUUCGCAGCUUCACUGACAAUGAAUCUUCACGAGGCUCGGUGGCGCGCAUCGUGUUGUCUGAGACCAUGGGAGUUGUGAGCGCAAAUAUCGAGACAAUUUUGAACCCUCCCAAGUUCGCAGUGGAGCAGAGACGCCAAGAGGAGAUAUCCUCUUUAUGCAUGGACGUUAUCCGUAAUACAUUGGCCCUUGAGUGCCAAUCCUUGAAGAGCGAUUACGAAGUUAUUUUACGGCAGAAUCUUCUUCAGCAUGGCGUAAGCACCUACUCAGCUUCUAUCUGGGAAGCUGUUGUCAGGAAUCUUCACGAGGAUAAUCGUGCGCUUUCGACCUCGGCGCUGCUUGGUAUAUUGCCCCUGGUUGGCUUGGAAACAUUUCCGACGAAAGGCGAGUCAAGUCCGGAGAAGACACAUUUCAACCUGAUUUAUGGUCAUCUGACUCGACUCUCAUGCCAAAUUAUUGAGCGCCUUGCUGAUUUCAAGCCCGAGCAUCUCAACGAACUGCUCAAGAGCCAAGAUACCAGUAGUGCAUUGAUCUCUGCUCUGUUCGCAGCGGAUCUUGACACCUAUCAAGCUGCUGUCGACCUCAUCAAGAACAUGAGCGGUCAGUCAGCUAGAAGGGAUGCGAUCUCUCAUCUUCUACAGUCCUUUUUCAUAACGACGAUGUACGGACUUAGUUGGUCUUUCCGACGAAUCUCAAAUAUGAAGACAUUUGCUUCUGCGCCGCGAAUGUUACACACCGGAACAGAUAUCAUUGAUAUCCUCUGUGAUAGUCAGACAGGAAUGCUCAGAACUCGUAAGCUUGCUGAUCGGAGAGAGAUUCUUUCCCUCCAGAAGCUUUGGGAGUAUCUCUGGCAAGCGUUAAGCACUAUCUUUGAUGAAACUGAGGCAUGGCAUCUCAGAGGUAACGACAAAGCUGUAAUGCUGGAAUUUUGCAGGGACACGAUUCAAUUUGCAGACCUGCUUUUCGACCAGUACGGUGUUUUCUUGAGCGCUGUUGUCGAUGCGGAUCCCAGCCAGGAGGCUUCUGCUCGAGAGAAUUUUUUGAAGUCCCCAACCACGACCAUGAGCGCGAUGGUCAAAUGGCUCCGCCUGAAAGAUGAAUAUUUGGCAACUACGCUGGUAGGACUGGUAGCAAAGCUGCUUCGCCGAUUAGGGGAACUUAGCGUGACAACAGUUAAAGACGAUGCUCUAAGUUUCAUUGAAGGAGUUGCGGUCAAGUCCACCAUCAAGACUAUCCUGACAUUGCGAGAGAAAGCAGAGCUUGUUCGAGCUCUUGAGGCAUACUACAAGAAACCUGUUGUGACGGCUUCCACCGCUAGCCUCAAGAAACAGAGUAUGAUCACCGCAUUUGCCAAACCAGCCGAAGUCUCCGCUACACCUAGUCCAGCCAAAACAACCAGUGAAGAUGAGUUCGAUGAAGACAAUGUACCAGAUGAUGUUCUGAUGCAGCUAUCGCGGUCUGUUGAGCUCAAUAAAGAGAGGCUUGUAGCUGAAGCUAGGAGAAGAGGGGACAAGGCGGCCAAGGCCCUUCCUGCAAUUCCGAAACCCUCUGCUGCACCCUUGAAACCUAAUUUGACAGUUCAGUCCUUCCGUGAAAAACGCGAGAAGGAGAAAGAAGCCAAGAGAAAGCGUGACCUUGCCGAACUUGCACGUUUGAAGAAGAAUCUUCCUGCCCGUGGCGUUGGGGAACAGACUGCUGAACAAGGGUCUGGGUUGAGUGGUAUCGGGGUCAAAGGCAAAGUUCAUACUACUGUCGAGGAAAGUAUGAUGGUGUCUUCGGACUCUGAAUCGGAGUCGGAAAGCGAGGACGAACUCGAUAAGGAGCUCUUCGGGCCGAAGGCAAGAUCUCAGCCGGACGCAAUCAAAGCCUAUGAAGAGAGUAAAAAACUAUCACUGAAGCAACAGGGUCCUGUCAAAAAGAUCAAGCAGGUGCGCUCUGCGAAAGAUAUGCGGGCACGGCUCGCGCCAGACCUAUCUUCUUUGCAUCGUACAAUCCUCGCUUGGGACUUUUUUGCAAAUGGUGAUCUUCCGCCAAAUUCUGGUCGCACUGACUACAGCCUGGUAUCGAACACUUUCAAAGACCCGCUCGAGUACCAAAAAACGUUCGAACCUCUUCUGAUCUUGGAAGCUUGGCAAGGGUUCAACUCAACGAAGGAGGAAGGAACAUUUAGACCAUUCGAAAUCAAGGUUGCCACCCGUCUCUCCGUGGACUCUUUUGUCGAAGUCAGCACAGUUCUACCGUCGCUUGAGGUCAAAGACCUCGGUCUCAGCGAAGCCGAUAUCGUCCUUCUUUCUAAGUCGAGCAGGCCAACAUCCGAUUCUUCUGCCCCUCACUGCUUCGCAAGGGUUGCCGGCAUCAACAAGAAGAGGGGCACGGUUGAAAUAUCGUAUCGGGUGAAUCCCGGGAGCCCCUUCAUCAACUCACUCGGACCUGGAGUUACAAUCUGGGGUGCGAAGAUAACCUCAUUGACUCCUCUUGAACGAGAGUAUGGUGCUCUCAUGGCUCUGCAGUAUUAUGAUUUGUGCGAGGAAGUCAUCAAAGCCAAACCAUCGCCGAUCCUCCACUACUCCGAUGCUAGCCUGAAACCGAUCGCGGACAAUUACAAUGUCAAUCCAGCCCAGGCAAAGGCAAUCAAAUCAGCUUUAGACAACGAUGCCUUUACCCUGAUCCAAGGGCCCCCCGGUUCUGGAAAAACGAAGACGAUAGUCGCCCUUGUGGGUGCCCUUCUCAGCAAUGUUCUCGGUGACCAGGGCGUGACAAUUUCACGGCCGACGGGAGUGACAAAUCCGAGGGUCCCUGGAAGAACUACAACGUCGAAAAAGCUACUAGUCUGUGCUCCGAGUAACGCUGCUGUCGACGAGUUGGUGAUGCGAUUCAAGGAGGGUGUCAAAACUAUCCACGGACGUCACGAAAAAUUAAACGUCAUCCGUCUGGGCAGAAGUGAUGCUAUCAACACGAAUGUUCUCGAUGUGACCUUAGAUGAGCUCGUCAACGCUCGAUUGAGCCAAAAUCCACGUAAAGACUCGGGCGAACGGGACUUACAGACGAUUUAUAUGGAACACAAAGCUGCGGAUACCGCGUUUAAGGAGACCCGCGCAAAGAUCGAUCAAUGCAGAGCUCAGGGCUUACCCGUGCCAGAAGAAUUGGAACGAGAGUUCGAUCUGCUCAAGAAGAAGAAGACGCAGCUUAGCCAAGAGAUCGAUACUGCGAGGGACAAGAAUCACUCGGCAGCACGCGAUGCAGAUUUGAAUAGGCGACGCAUUCAACAGGAAAUCAUUAACAAUGCCCAUGUCAUCUGUGCCACUCUCAGCGGUAGCGGCCACGAGAUGUUCCAGAACUUGAGUAUUGAGUUUGAAACCGUUGUUAUCGAUGAAGCUGCUCAGUCAAUCGAACUCAGUGCCCUUAUUCCCCUAAAAUAUGGGUGCUCCAAAUGUAUUCUGGUUGGAGACCCGAAGCAACUGCCGCCCACUGUUUUAUCGAAAGUUGCUUCUAAAUUCCAAUACGAGCAGAGUUUGUUCGUCAGAAUGCAGGCCAACCACCCAAAGGAUGUACAUCUACUCGAUACUCAAUACCGUAUGCAUCCAGAAAUCAGCGUUUACCCCAGCGCUGCGUUCUAUGACGGGAAACUAAAGGACGGGCCGAACAUGGCCAAACUUCGUGCUCGUCCAUGGCAUCAGAGCGAGCUUCUUGGCCCAUAUCGUUUCUUCGAUGUGCAGGGCCUCCAUCAAAAUACAACGAAGGGUCACUCUCUGAUCAACUUGGCGGAGUUGCGGGUGGCUAUGCAACUCUACGAACGACUGAUCACGGAUUUCCGCGAGUAUGACUUCAGUGGGAAAAUAGGUAUCAUUACUCCGUACAAGGGUCAGCUGAGGGAGCUGAAGACACAGUUUGCCGCAAGGUACGGAAACGCUAUCUUUAACAUGGUUGACUUUAACACAACGGAUGCCUUCCAAGGUCGGGAGAGUGAAGUUAUCAUCUUCUCUUGUGUCAGAGCAUCCAACAAAGGAAUUGGUUUCUUGGCAGACAUUCGCCGUAUGAAUGUCGGUCUAACGCGUGCCAAAUCAUCCCUAUGGGUUCUUGGUAAUUCGCAGUCUUUGGUGCAAGGCGAAUUCUGGAAUGGGUUGAUUAAGGAUGCGCGUCGAAGAAAUGUAUAUACCGACGGUGACAUUCUGGGCAUUCUUCAGCGGCCACAAUUUACUGGUUACAAAAACAUCGAUAUGAUGGAUGCCGAGUCUCCAAAUCCUACAGCCUCACUCAAGGCUGCUGGUUCCGAACCCGCCUCGAGACCGACCUCAGCUUCCUUUGACCGGCCAACUUCAGAGUCCUCCAUCUCUACAUCAGUCUCUAGGAGAGGCACUCCAACUGAACCCCCGCCAGACCUGCCGUCAGGCGGUCCCAACGGUUUGGAUGAUACCCGAACAUGCGGUUACUGUGGCAGCUUUGCUCAUAUGACCCACAAUUGUGACAAUAUUGACGCGAAGGAGGCAUCGCGUGGCACCUGCUACAGAUGUGGGCGCUCAGGGCAUACACGCGUGGUUUGUAUGGCAGAACGCUGCCUGCAAUGUGGUGAGUUCGGACACGAUGCACAGCGUUGUCAAUCUGCGAGGGAGCUGUCAAAGAAAGAGAAAAGUCGUAUUGCACGAGAGGAGCAUCAACAUGCUCAGAUGAAGAAGCAGAGGACCGAACGUCAGCGUCAGAAACAGCUUGGAGGACAUGAUCCGAAAGUGCCGGUUCUACAGGUCUCUUCUGAUCCGCCGCCGCGCGAGGAUAAGAAGCCUGAGAAACGUAAGCCCGACCAGAGCAACGCGCCGGGCAAGCGCAAGCGUACGGGUUCAGAAUCGCCCGAUACUUCUAAGGUUUCUAAACCUCGAAGCUCGGACUCCGUUCCCAAUCCACCCAAAGGCCCCCGACGCAAGAUUGAUGCUAAUGUGCCUACCAACACCGCUGUAGGUUUAGAUUAG